Molecule: messenger RNA, 1326 nt
Organism: Yamadazyma tenuis ATCC 10573
Lineage: Eukaryota; Fungi; Ascomycota; Pichiomycetes; Serinales; Debaryomycetaceae
Product: alpha/beta fold hydrolase
Molecular function (GO): hydrolase activity
Source: RefSeq, a predicted model, not a curated record
CCCGCGCCCCGCGCGCGAAAAGCCGCUACCAUCACAUGCUCUGUAGCUACUCCCCCAAUCUUAAUCAAUUGAUUCCUUCUCAUACUACUUCCACUCAAAUGCCAAUCGUCCAGUUACGCUCGGAUGACAAGUCCCAUUCGGCCAUCGCCAACAUCAGUCAGGCUCAACUCUCGUAUCCACAGUACUCCAAAAUCAUCCUUCUUCUUCAUGGAUUCCCCGAUACAAACGCGAGCUUCGAUGAAUUUACCCCUAAACUCAUUGCCAACCUCCCGGCCCUGGAGAAAAUUGCUGUGGUGGCUCCGCUUCUACGGGGCUACGAGCGGUCGAGCCAGACAGACUUUUCCCGCUAUCGUACGGUAGACCUAGCCCUUGAUAUCAAAAAUUUUCUUACCCAGAACUUCUCCUACACACGGGAAACCACCACGAUUCACUUGGUGGGCCACGAUUGGGGCGCCAUAUCAUGCUUUAAGGCAGUCAGUCUCUAUCCGGACAUGUUUGAUUCGGUUUCCACGUUGGGAAUCCCAUAUCUUUCAAACCUUCAUGUGUGGGACCUUUUUCUCUACGCACUGGAGCAGUUAUGGUAUCUGUCAUAUUUUUUGACCAUGCAGUGGAGACUGUUGUACGGCCGGAUUGACACGGAGCAUACAGAAAGCUCGUACCUCAACCGGUUGUGGGAGUUUUGGUCUCCGAGGUGGAACUACCUGAAUCAUGAUAUUGAACAGGUGAGAACAAUGUUACAAAACAAUGGAGUGUUGGACCAUGCUACGGCCUACUACCGGUGUCUUUUGGAUCCUCGGAACUUGAAGAGUAUACGGUGGAAGAUAGACUUUGAAAAGGUGCCAGUACUUUUGGUGGGAGGUAAAUUGGAUGGGUGUAUGACGAUUCGGUUGUAUGAGCUUGAGAAGAAGAGGUUGGAGUCUACGAGUGCCAGGGUGGAGGUGGUAGAGGGAGCGGGUCAUUUUUUGCACCGGGAGGCACCUGCAAAGGUUGCAGAUCUUGUGGCAGAUUGGAUCCUUGAGCAUUCGUAAUUCAUGUGGCACUGAUGGGGCAAUGGUAGAUUGUGGCAGCUAGUGAAAGAUGUGUGUUGUAUGACAGUCGUCACAUUGAAGACAGUCGUCACAUUGAAGAUAGUCAUCUCACAAACUUCUUGUGGCUGCAAAUUCAGUGAACAUGAGUCGACAGCAAUGCAACAUGCCAUUAUCCCGUUCGUUCUUUUUCUAAACUAUAUUACACAUUUCUUCCGGUAUUCUAUUCUCUCACUUACAUAUGCAGUGGUUAGAGUUUAUUGCUAUACGUUUUCGAAAUAAAACUUCUGUUCCCUCUUUG